Messenger RNA from Myxocyprinus asiaticus (Chinese sucker), 1523 nucleotides. Its product is annotated as high mobility group-T protein-like. NCBI's taxonomy places the organism in Eukaryota, Metazoa, Chordata, Actinopteri, Cypriniformes, Catostomidae. Gene Ontology annotation, cellular component: nucleus. Bases 138 to 752 code for a protein of 204 amino acids. Gene Ontology annotation, molecular function: DNA binding, bending. Gene Ontology annotation, biological process: regulation of transcription by RNA polymerase II. The record is from RefSeq and is a predicted model, not a curated record. The transcript is spliced from 5 exons.
GCCAAUGGGAUGAAAGCCCUAUAGAGAGUAAUGCUAGAGGGUUGAGAGAGCAGACUACUGCGUAGCGCUAUUACAUCCACAUACAGCCAUUGCAGUACAUUCACUAUCUAGACAAGACAGUGGAUAUCUAAGCAACAAUGGGGAAGGAUCCAACAAAACCAAGAGGCAAAAUGUCUUCUUAUGCAUACUUUGUCCAGACCUGCAGAGAGGAGCAUAAGAAGAAACACCCCGAGGCGUCGGUCAACUUCUCUGAGUUUUCCAAAAAGUGCUCAGAGCGAUGGAAGACUAUGUCAGCCAAGGAAAAAGGGAAGUUUGAAGAUAUGGCCAAACUCGACAAGGCGCGUUACGAGAGGGAGAUGAAGAACUACAUUCCACCCAAAGGCGAGAAGAAGAAGAGGUUUAAGGACCCCAAUGCUCCCAAGAGACCCCCGUCUGCAUUCUUUAUUUUCUGUGCGGAUUUCCGACCCAAGGUGAAAGAAGAGACCCCGGGUUUGUCUAUCGGAGAUGUAGCCAAGAAGCUGGGUGAGAAGUGGAACAAAAUAUCAGCUGAGGAGAAGCAGCCAUAUGAGAAGAAGGCAGCCAAGCUGAAAGAGAAGUAUGAGAAGGACAUUGCUGCCUAUCGCUCUAAAGGCAAAGUGGGAGGUGGUGCAGCCAAAGCCCCUUCCAAGCCAGACAAGGUUAAUGAUGACGAUGAUGAAGAUGAUGAUGAUGAGGAGGAGGAGGACGACGAUGAGGAUGAGGAUGACGAGUAGAUAAAUAACAUUUCGAGCUUAUCUUGUUGUUUGUAAAGCAUUUAACCCCCAUGUACACUUUACUGAGGCCAUAAAAUGGGUAAAUGAAAUGAAAUAAAAAACAUUAAAAGUAAAAAAAAAAAAACAAAUAUGAAAGAAAUAAGGCUGUGUAUAUGAUAUGUUUUUAAGCUGUACAGUUCUUUUUUUUUUUUUCUUCCUUUUUUGUAUAGUUAACACUACAGAAGUGUCCUCUGUGUUUGUUCAAAUGCCCCAACCCUUAAUUUAGUUAUUAGUUCAAUUUCUUAAACAACGUUCACACACCAGUAUCCUUACCCGGUACAAUAAAACAAAAAAAAGGGGGUUGUAAAAUUGUCUUGGGAUCAGUUGAGUUUUAGAAGUGCCCAGCACACAACCUAGUUUCAAUGUGAGGAUGUAAUUCAUAUCUUAAUGUACUAUUUUUGUUUGUUUACUCUUUUUUUUUUCAGAUCAAAUUUUAUUAUCAUUAGUAAAUCGUCGUAUCAGUUAUUUUGCUGUAUUUUGAAUACCACUGUAAUUGCAGAAAUUAUAAAAAAAAAACUUGUUUUGUUGACAUUCUGGUAUGCUUCUGACAUCAAUAAACUUUUUUUCUUUUUUUUCUUUUUUAAAUAAAGAAGUCCCUUUUUUCCCCCAUCAUGGGAUGGGACUCCACCUACGUGUGGAAAUGCAUAACAGGCACCUAGGACCGAUUGUAUCAGGUGCCUAACUUAAAGCAGAACUUUUAAGUGGUUAACUGAAAUAAAUUUGAAAGAACUA